AUGUCAGAAAGCCAGCAAUUGUUUUCCCGUUUCGUCAAUUAUCCGACCCCCAAACCUUACGACGUGCCGUACCAAGCCCCACCUCCAGGAAAGAACCCAGUGAUCAAAGGGCCAUUGCUGCACUACCUCGCCAAUCUCGUUGCGACCGUACCUCUGGUGCCCGGAAUCCUCUGGAGCAAUGCUGGCUUCAAUACCCUGCGGCAAUGCCGACAACUCGACGGCGUCGAUGCGCGUUAUGACCCAACCGUGAUUCCGCUGUCUCAACCAGACGACGAAGCUCCAGCGAGCUACACAGACAAGUCGAACCUUCGCACACCAUUGGACCACGCGUCGUCUAGCCGCUUUUAUUCGGUCAAAGAUUUCCACGACGGAUACUCGAAUGGCGCAUUCACACCGUCGGACGUCAUCGAACGCUUGCUGCCGCUCAUCCGCAGAGAUGUCGCGCAGCGCUCGCCGUAUUCGACAGCGUUCAUGGAAACCAAGGUGGAUCUUGUCAGGCAAGCCGCUGAAGCCUCUACACAGCGAUAUAAAGAAGGAAAGCCACUGGGAAUACUAGAUGGUGUACCGUUUGGCGUCAAGGACGACCUGCGAGUGAAGGACUACAAGCACUAUGUCGGCACAACGCAUGACUACAGCAAUGGCGGCAACAAGGAAACCAGCUGGUGCGCAAAGAUGUUGGAGAAAGAAGGUGCCAUCUUAGUCGGGACGCUCACAAUGCACGAACUGGGCAUGGAUACAACCAACAACAACCCUCAUUGGGGUACACCACGAAACCCAUACAACAGCUCCUACUACCCCGGCGGCUCCUCAGGCGGCGCCGCAUCAGCCGUAGGCCACGGCCUGAUACCCUUUGCCAUAGGCUCCGACGGCGGCGGCUCCGUCCGCAUCCCCAGCAACUACUGCGGCGUCUACGGCCUGAAGCCCUCACACUCGCGCGUAUCCAUCGCCCCAAUGCCCAACUCCGGGAAAUCCGUAACCGUACGCGGACCCCUCGCAAGCACCAUGUCCGACCUGGAGCUUUCCUACCGCGUGCUCGCCCAACCAGAUCCAUCAACCUAUCCCUCAUCGCUCUUCGCUCCACCACGCAAGUUCUCAGCCCAGCGCAAUAAAGUGCUAGGCGUACACAAACAAUGGAUCGACCGCUCCGACCCCAUAGUCCAAGACUCGUUCUAUCAAGCCCUCAAAUACUUUGAACACGAACUCGGUUACAAAGUCAUCGACAUAUCCAUCCCCCUACUCACCCCCGGUCAACUCGCCCACGCAAUGACCAUCAUGGCCGAAGGCGCAGCCGCCCACCGCUCCUCCAUCUACGCCCUCACCCCCGCAAACCGCAUCCUCAUGAGCGUCGGACGUCAAACUCCUGCUACUGACUUUUUACUUGCCCAACGCCUCCGCAACCUCAUCAUGCAGCAUCUCGCCGACCUCUUUCGCAGCCACCCAGGCCUCGUGAUUGUUACGCCUACAACGCCGAAUGCGGGGUGGCCAAUCGAUGAGGCAGAGCUCUCGCAUGGCGUUACGAAUGGCAAUAUGCAGAUUCGCAAUAUGGAGUAUGUGUGGUUGGCGAAUUUUACCGGUGUGCCGUGUAUUCAAUUUCCGGUCAAUUAUGUGCAGGGUGUCAAGGGAGAGGGGCUGGUGCCGAUUGGGUUGAGUGGACAUGGGGAGUGGGGGAGUGAGGAUGCGCUGAUUGAGUUUGGGUUUGAUGGCGAGAAGUGGUUGCAUGAGGGGAGGGAGGGGGGAAGAGCCAUGCCUGAGGCGUGGGUUGAUGUGUUGAAGUUUUGA
Messenger RNA from Bipolaris zeicola 26-R-13, 1779 nucleotides. RefSeq lists its product as uncharacterized. Gene Ontology annotation, molecular function: catalytic activity. The transcript has 3 exons. Bases 1 to 1779 code for a protein of 592 amino acids. The record is from RefSeq and is a predicted model, not a curated record. Lineage: Eukaryota; Fungi; Ascomycota; Dothideomycetes; Pleosporales; Pleosporaceae.